This is a messenger RNA of Hyla sarda, 650 nucleotides long. Its product is annotated as synaptotagmin-like protein 2. The transcript is spliced from 4 exons. Gene Ontology annotation, biological process: intracellular protein transport; exocytosis. The record is from RefSeq and is a predicted model, not a curated record. Lineage: Eukaryota; Metazoa; Chordata; Amphibia; Anura; Hylidae. The coding region runs from base 360 to 650 and encodes 96 amino acids. Gene Ontology annotation, molecular function: neurexin family protein binding; small GTPase binding. Gene Ontology annotation, cellular component: plasma membrane; exocytic vesicle.
AGGUGCCACUACCUCCAGACUGACCAAUGCAAACCUUGAAAAGUAUUUGGGAGUAGCAACAUCAUCAAUACCAGGAAAAACGGUGACGUCUGGAAUGCACCCUAAACCCUAUUACUAAAAACAAUGGGGACCAGUGUAGUCUGCUUGGAAACACAGUGACUGCAUUACAGAAAGUGGAUGGAAAUUAUCCUUCAUUACUUCUGGAUAGAAACUAACUUCAGAAGAUGAAGCUGCCAGCUUUCCACAUGUACUGCUCCUGCUAACUCCGUUCUUCAAAGAGAAGUUAUUCCUGCCUAGGAUCCCUCCAUGGUUGAAGUGUUCCAGCUUGGUUUUAUGUAGUAGUUUCGGUUCUGUUUCCAAUGAAGAACAGCUCGGGCACCAUGCUGGACCUCAGCUUCUUGACGGAAGAGGAGUAUGAUAAGCUCAUGAAUGUCCUGCAGCGAGAUGCGGAACUACAGAAGAAAGAUGGGGACCGCAUCAGACGUCUCCAAGGAUCGUUAAAAGAUGAAAAAAAGAAAAAAUUUGUCACCGGACAAUGGUUUCAGGAUGUCAAGUCUCGACGUUUCCAGGAAGACUUACAAGGCUCUGACUUACUUAGAGCGUCCAUUCGGAAAAAGCGAAAUGCAGCUCAAAAUGUGUUAGAUUUUUAG